AGUGCCUAUGCCAUCCCAGCGCUCCAGCCCGAUGCAGCAAACCCCAGAGGAGACCCGCAAGACCCCAUCUGCAGUAGCAGAGGAGACACUAUGGUCCAGGCCUGAAUGCCAGGCAUGGACAGGAAUGCUGCUCCUGGGUACCUGCCUGCUGUACUGCUCUCGUGUCACCAUGCCCGUCUGUACUGUUGCCAUGAGCCAGGACUUUGGCUGGAACAAGAAGGAGGCUGGUAUCGUGCUCAGCAGCUUCUUCUGGGGCUACUGCCUGACUCAGGUGGUGGGCGGCCACCUUGGGGAUCGCAUCGGAGGUGAGAAAGUCAUCUUGCUGUCAGCCUCCACCUGGGGCUUCAUUACUGUUGCCACACCACUGCUUGCCCAGCUUGGCAGUGGCCACCUGGCCUUCAUGACGUUCUCCCGAAUCCUCACCGGUCUGCUCCAAGGUGUCUAUUUCCCAGCCCUGACCAGUCUGCUGUCCCAGAGAGUGCAGGAGAGUGAGAGAGCAUUUACCUACAGCACUGUGGGUGCUGGCUCCCAGUUUGGGACACUGGUGACCGGGGGUAUAGGCUCCGUGCUCCUGGACUGGUGUGGCUGGCAGAGUGUCUUCUACUUUUCCGGUGGUCUCACCUUGCUCUGGGUGUGCUACGUGUACAGGUACCUGCUGAAUGAGAAAGACCUUGUCCUGGCCCUGGGUGUUCUGGCACAAGGCCUACCUGUGGCCAGCCCCUCCAAAGUGCCCUGGAGACAACUCUUCCGGAAGGCCUCUGUCUGGGCGGCUAUCUGCUCCCAGCUGUGCUCAGCUUGCUCCUUCUUCAUUCUACUCUCCUGGCUGCCCACCUUCUUCAAGGAGACCUUCCCUCACUCCAAGGGAUGGAUCUUCAAUGUAGUACCCUGGCUGCUGGCAAUUCCUGCCAGUCUAUUCAGUGGGUUGCUCUCUGACCAUCUCAUCAGUCAGGGUUACAGAGUCAUCACGGUGCGUAAGUUCAUGCAGGUGAUGGGCCUUGGCCUAUCAAGCGUUUUUGCCCUGUGUCUGGGUCAUACUACAAGCUUCCUCAAGGCUAUGAUCUUUGCAUCAGCUUCCAUUGGCUUCCAGACCUUCAACCACAGUGGUAUUUCAGUCAAUAUUCAGGACCUGGCCCCAUCCUGUGCUGGCUUUCUGUUUGGUGUGGCCAACACUGCAGGGGCAUUGGCAGGUGUUGUAGGCGUGUGUCUGAGUGGCUACCUGAUUGAGUCCACUGGAUCCUGGACCUGUGUGUUCAACCUGGUGGCCAUCAUCAGCAACCUGGGACUGUGCAUGUUUCUGGUAUUCGGGAAGGCCCAGAGGGUGGACCUGAUCCCUACUCAUGAGGACCUCUAGCUCCCAGACUGUCCAGUCCCAUCAAGGACCCUGAUGUCAGCAGCUUAAGGACAACAGCUCUGUUGGUGAAACUGUGAAUCAUCACCUCACAUAUAGGAGCAGACAGCCAAGACCAUGGUCUCCUGGGGAACGCAAAUGAGUUGGAGAGAUAGGUAGAAACAGACACCUGAGUACACAAUGGCCUGUGUCAGGAGUAGGGUCAUGGCCUCUCUGAGCUUCAGUGUAUCCAUCUGCUGGUCAGGACCGUCCCACCCUCCUCUCAGGUUCAGUGGGACUGCUGCCUGGGAUCGUGGAAGCCACAUUGCUGACAGGCAUCCUCCCCAGCUCCAGUCCAUCUGAUGUGUUGAGGAUGUGUUGUAUGCUGGUAGAUGUUCAGGAGCAGCUCUGACCCUCACCCACCCCAGGCAGCAUCCUACCUCUGUCUCUCCAGCAAUGAUAACCCAAGUUGUCUAUAGACAUUAACCCAUGUCCCCAUGAUAAGACAGGCCCACCAGAACCACAGUUCAGAAGCUAUGGUUUCUGCUUCUCCCUGGAAGUCAGGCUGCCACUCCAGCUGGACCCGUGUGCAGUGGCCUCGAGGUCCUUGCCUGCCUCUACAGACCCCAGUCCCCUUCCUGUGGAUCACUCAGCACUACUGAUGUGUCCUGCCUGGUCAGGCAGGUGCCUGGCACUUCUCAGGCUCUGCCUGGAUUCUCCAGGUAUCACAGACCCCAGAACAAGGUGAAACCUCCCCCCACUUUCUAGCCUUGUUUUUCUACCUCCCCUUUUAUACCUUGUGGAGCUGGUGGUUUCAUGAACUGAUAAUGAAUUCCAAGAUUGUAAUUAGAUUAUCUUUAUAGAUAUGUUGAGUCUCACUAAAGUCUUAUUUAAGCAAAAAUUAUUAAACUAUUUAAAAGAA
Psammomys obesus (fat sand rat) is the source of this 2249-nucleotide messenger RNA. It is a transcript of the gene Slc17a9, whose product is annotated as solute carrier family 17 member 9. The coding region runs from base 8 to 1351 and encodes 447 amino acids. The transcript has 13 exons. Gene Ontology annotation, molecular function: transmembrane transporter activity. Gene Ontology annotation, cellular component: membrane. The record is from RefSeq and is a predicted model, not a curated record. Gene Ontology annotation, biological process: transmembrane transport. Lineage: Eukaryota; Metazoa; Chordata; Mammalia; Rodentia; Muridae.